This is a messenger RNA of Brassica oleracea var. oleracea, 1101 nucleotides long. RefSeq lists its product as uncharacterized. NCBI's taxonomy places the organism in Eukaryota, Viridiplantae, Streptophyta, Magnoliopsida, Brassicales, Brassicaceae. The record is from RefSeq and is a predicted model, not a curated record. The transcript is spliced from 2 exons. The coding region runs from base 33 to 419 and encodes 128 amino acids.
CGAUGGCGACGAAGCUUGGGAUCUAGGGUUCGAUGUUUUUCAAUUCCGGGGAUUUGGGAUAUCAAGGGAUAAAGGAAACAGUGGAUCUAGGGUUUGAUGGUUCUCAAGAGGGAUUUGUUAUUCAUCAGAUCGAGGGAUUUGGGGAGUACCCAAAAAGAAGGCAGAUUUAUGAUUGCGAGAUCGGGGUGGAUUUGGAUGUUGUUUGGAGUAUUGAGAAAGUGUACAGAACUCUGGAACGAGGGGAUAUGGAGGAGCUAUAUCAUUCAAUGAGUUUGGAAGGCUCGGAUCUUUGGUCUAAGGAAGUCAAAGGCGUAUCCUUCUUAGGAAAGUCUUGCUCUGGGUUCAAAGAAUUUUACUUCAUCAAUGGUUCACGGAGAUUACGUCGUAUCAAUUUGGUGGCUCGCUUAGGAUCUUCAUGAUUGAUCUGAAGAUUUUCGUUUAUGAUAUGGAGGAGUUAUUACUGAGGAUUUAUUGGAAGUCGGAGAAGUAUAAGAAAGCUGCGGUUUUGAGGUAACUGAGCAUCACAACAUUCAACAUUUCUCUCGCAAUUCAAUUUCAGCUUUUUAGCACGUCUCUUUUUUCUUUGGUUAACAUGUCUCAAGGUCAACUUGUGGGCAAGGUGGGGAGCAAGAAUGGUCCGGAGAAUAACAUCAAUUUCCUCAUUUUGAUAACUCUGCUAAUGAAAUGGUUAGUGUCGUGUUUUUCUCUGCUACUAGGCGGGAACUUGGGCUCGGCUUGCGUGGACAAGUUAUAGUCCUACUAGCCCUACAACUGGUCCCUUUAAACCAGUUACAAAGGGCAGGAUUAGAGCUGGAUAAGGUCUUCAGGUUGUUCAUUAUGGGGAAGAGGUCUGAGGAGCGAGUAUGGUCAAGAGUAUACUCAGCAGUGAGGGGACAUGUAUUGGCGUUUGUUUGUGAAAUAGGUAUCAGUGCAGGCGUUGGAAAAACAAAAGACUUGGUUGAGCCUAGAAUCUUUCUAUGGAUCAAUAUGUUUUUCUUUUGGUUACUGAAGGUGUCUAGAUGGAAAUCGUAUAGACAUGUGAUUUUUUUCAUAUUCGGUGAUUGGUGUAAUGGUUUAAAGGUGGACUGGGGAAUCAAUUUA